AAAAGCUUCUUCGAUGAUGUUAAAAAGGAGUUAGAAUGUUCUGUGUGUCGAGAGUUGUUUAGCGAAGUCAACGAACCAAAAAUUCUAAAAUGUCUCCACACGUUCUGUAAGAAUUGUCUGGAAGCUUGGCUGAGGAGGCAACGUGAAGGACAGCUAAGUUGUCCGACAUGUCGUCAAGUCACCGAGUGUCCUAACAGCAACAUUAACAGCCUCCCAUCCAACCUUUUCUACAAACAGAUGGUUGAAAUUGUGGAAGCUUAUAGUGGUACAGCACAAGAAGAUGAUUCGCUGCAUUGUGGGAACUGUGUGGAGAAAAAGCCUCGAAUUUUUAUUGCUUUGAUUGUAACACCUUCUUGUGCGAGAAAUGCGCUGGCGCCCACAGCAAAUCGAAGUUGUUUAAAGGCCACCACGUCAAGGAAAUUGGAAAAUUUGAGUCAAGCGAUGUGCAAGAUUACGCCCGAAAAUCCAGCGUAUGUAAGAAUCACAAGGAUGAGCGAAGAUUUUACUGUGAAAGCUGCAACAUUUGCAUUUGUCGUGAUUGCGCCAUACUCGGGCACCGUGACGAUAAGAACCACAACGUAGUUUCACUUGAGCAAGGAUUUGAAAACAAGAAAUCCGACAUAACAAGUAAAAUGAAAGACGUUGAAGCAAUUGCAAGUCGUUUAAGGGACCAAAAACAAACGUUGGAGAAGAAAAAAGUAAGGAUGCUUGGAAGCAUUGAUCAAGCGACGAGUGAAAUUCACCGAGUCGCGGAACAAUGGAUCAGCUUCAUUCGCCAAAAUGAGGCAGCCAUAACCAAAAAGUUGCUCGAGCAGAAAAAUUCUUUUCAAGGUACAUUUUCAGCCCAGAUGUCUCGCUUAGACGAAAAACUCAUGGAGAUAGACAGCAGCUUGGUAUUUGGCAGCGACGUUCUCGCUCGAGAAAAUCUACCAGAGAUUUUGAACGUGGAAGAAAUACUGGAUCAAAGGUUU
This is a messenger RNA of Porites lobata, 971 nucleotides long. NCBI's taxonomy places the organism in Eukaryota, Metazoa, Cnidaria, Anthozoa, Scleractinia, Poritidae. The record is from the annotation of a GenBank genome assembly.